Messenger RNA from Micropterus dolomieu (smallmouth bass), 3160 nucleotides. RefSeq lists its product as uncharacterized. The transcript is spliced from 18 exons. NCBI's taxonomy places the organism in Eukaryota, Metazoa, Chordata, Actinopteri, Centrarchiformes, Centrarchidae. Gene Ontology annotation, molecular function: promoter-specific chromatin binding. Gene Ontology annotation, cellular component: PRC1 complex. Gene Ontology annotation, biological process: negative regulation of transcription by RNA polymerase II. The record is from RefSeq and is a predicted model, not a curated record.
UUUGUCGUCAUUUGCCAGCUCCAGCUUCGGGUAUUAUCGCUCAGCCCUCUGCUUCUCCGCACUCUGCGCGCAUCAGCUGAUCCGUCACGUGGUCUGGCGUCGUGGGUGAAGGUUUGCAAAAUGGAGUUGUCUGAGUCUGUGCAGAGAGGACUACAGUCUCUCGCCGACGCGUCCGCCUUCGACCAGAGCAGCUUCCCGGUGCUGGUGGACGUGUCUUUCCGGAGUCUGCUCUCCUCUCACGCCGACCCUGCAGUCCUCGAUCAUCCCGAGCUGAAGCAGAUCGACCAGAUCUUGCUCAAACAAAGUCACACUGCAGCGACCACCUUCAUACUGGAGGCGGUCAAACAAAAUGCCGACAAGUCGACGAUAAGCUCCUCCCUUGACGAACUCACAUUCAGUGCAGAGAGAAUAGAAAUAUUCUAUAGCACAUAUCAGGUGCCAGUUCAAACACUGUUGCAUUUAUUAAAUCUGAUGUUUUUUUUUCCCUUCUAACUGCGGCUGACUUGCCUGUAACUCGUCGAUGCAUGCUCUGCUUUACAGAAACAUAAAAAAGAACUGGAGCGUUUGUUAGCAAGCAUAGGAAAGUCUCUGCCUCAGAUUAACGACGUUUCAUGGCGUCUGCAAUACCACAUGAAGAACGGACAGGUCGAUAAGGUCAACGAGCCUUUCUACUCCAUUUCAUUGAACACUGAGAAUGAAGGAUCAUCGGAAGAUAUCAACUUCACCUGCACCAUGGAGCAGCUACAGGAUUUGGUGGGAAAGCUCAAAGACGCUGCCAAGAGUGUGGAGAAAGCCAGUCAGAUGCUUUCUAAAGCGUUCUGCAUCCACCUCAGCCGAAAGUUCAAAGCUCUUCAGCUGAAGCACCACGGCGGGCAAAGUUGUCGGUGCCGAAGUGGGAGCCUUCCCGAGCCGAAGCCGGACGACUGGUAUCUCUUGAAGCCGCGGAUCGGAUACGCACACGGCGCGCAGGCGGCGAGGAAGAGAGGAGUUUCAUUCGCACAUCUGAAAUGCGCUCCGGUCCGCCGUGCGCUCUCCGCCACUGACAGCGUCUGCAGCCUGCUUCAAGAUGGCGGCUCGACUCCUAUUCAUUUUCUGCUGAUCGCCUCCCAACUUUCAUUGUCUAUUCGCCUGAAGACCCACCGAUUUCCAGCCGAGCCUCCAGGAUUGUUGUUCCUGUCUGUCAACAUGCAUCGGACGACCAGGAUAAAGAUCACUGAGCUCAACCCUCACCUCAUGUGCGUCCUGUGCGGAGGAUAUUUCAUAGACGCAACCACCAUCAUCGAAUGUCUCCACUCAUUUUGCAAGAUGUGCAUUGUGCGCUACCUGGAAACCAGCAAAUACUGUCCAAUCUGUGAUGUACAAGUGCAUAAAACCAAGCCUCUGCUCAACAUUAGGUCUGACAAAACUCUACAGGACAUUGUGUACAAGCUGGUCCCCGGUCUCUUCAAAAAUGAAAUGAAGAGGAGGAGAGACUUUUAUGCGGAUCACCCUGUAGAUGCCUCUAAUGGAUCAAAUGAGGAUCGUGGUGAGGUGGCAGAUGAGGACAAGAGAAUUAUUACAGAUGAUGAGAUCAUCAGCCUCUCUAUUGAGUUUUUUGACCAGACCAGACUGGGAGGUGUAGUGGAAGACAAGCCGUCUAAAGAUCAGGUGGCUAACAAGAGGUAUCUGCAGUGUCCAGCAGCCAUGACAGUCAUGCACCUGAGGAAGUUUCUGCGUAGCAAAAUGGACAUCCCAAGUACCUACCAGGUUGAAGUCAUGUAUGAAGACGAACCUCUGAAAGAUUACUACACGUUAAUGGAUAUAGCAUAUAUCUACACUUGGAGAAGAAAUGGCCCUUUGCCGCUGAAGUACAGAGUCCGACCCAACUGUAAGAAGAUGAAGGUGAGCCACGCGCAACAGGAAGGCCAGAACAGCGCGAGCAGAUCCGGUCCCGAGAGCGACUCCGCCAGCGACAAAGCCGGGAGUCCCGCCGGGGCUCCUUCCACGUCUUCGUCGCUGCCCAGCCCCGGCACGCCUGCGCAGUCCCCGCACCCGCAGCUUCCGCACGGCCCAAAUAACGUCAACGGGACCCCGGCCGCUGCCCCACCGACCCCCAGUCGCCCUUUCACGCAGUGCGGCGGCGGCGGCGGCGGCGGCGGCAAACCCCGGAAGGUUGCUCUGAACGGCUCGUCGACCUCCUCCGGAUGACGUGGGGCUCCGGACUGAACCGGACCAGCCAACGCCAGACACCCGCUCAGCUAAUAGGCCUACUGUUUUCAUGCCAACGUAGUUCCAUUGUGUAGACAAUGUUAUCUAUCUUUUUCUCCGUUUGUUGUUAUAAAUAUUAUGGCAUCAUAUGUAAGUUUAGCGGAACCAGAGACAUUUCCAAAAUAAAAGGAACGAGAAGGUCGGGUGGAGUGGGAUUUUUAUUUUUAAAUAUCGAAGCAGAUUUUGAUGUUGACAAAAAAAAGGAAAGUUGGAAACAGUUGGACAAGCAUUUAUCCCCUUUUUUAAAAGCUACAUCUUUAUUUUACAGAAGUGACUGAAGACUGAUAGACUUUUAUAUUUUCUUUUCAAAUGAAACGUGUUUUAUCAUGAUUAUUUCAUGUGUGUUGGGAUAUUUUUGAAGCCGUCGAGUUUAAACAUGCAUGCUCAUGAUAACACUUUUUUCGGAUUUUAUUUCGUGAAAGCGGAUUCUGCGUGUUUCCCCCCACAACUCUCAUUGUGUCGGGUCUGUGGAAGUGUUUCAGGCAUCGACUAUUUUCAACGAAAGGAAAAUAUCUUUGUGUAGCGCUGCUUCACGAAAAAAUGCCUAUGGAGGAAAAACUUUAAUAUUGCCUUUUUACUGGAAAAAAAAACAGUUUCUUGUAGCUGCAGUGGAAUCGGAUUGCUUAUGCUCCACGUCUUUAACAUGGUAUAGGCUAAGCAGUUUUUGGCGAAUCCACAUGUAAAUAGAAACAAAAUGCAUAUUUAAUCAGCGAUGAUGUUAUUCUCUUAUUCCCCUUUCUUCUGAGGGAAUGACUUGGGCUCCUGUUCAGCUCCAUUUCAUGCUCAAUGACAGAUGUUUUGAUGUCUCAAAUGUUGUGUUUUCCGUAUUUGUAUCGCUCGAUUGUAUGGACAACUUAUUGUAUUGUUACUGUUGCACAGUAUAAAACAUCUAAAUAAAACAUUUUACACUUAA